This is a messenger RNA of Fonsecaea multimorphosa CBS 102226, 867 nucleotides long. RefSeq lists its product as uncharacterized. NCBI's taxonomy places the organism in Eukaryota, Fungi, Ascomycota, Eurotiomycetes, Chaetothyriales, Herpotrichiellaceae. The record is from RefSeq and is a predicted model, not a curated record. The transcript has 2 exons. Bases 1 to 867 code for a protein of 288 amino acids. Gene Ontology annotation, cellular component: cytoplasm; membrane; mitochondrion.
AUGCACCCUUUGCAUCGGGCAGCGCUCAAAUUCAGUGCCAGAUCACCGUGGGUUCGGGCACGUGGGCCAGGCCCGCGAGCCCGACUCAAUCCUCAUGCACAGAGAAAGUCCUCCAAUUCUGCCAACUCAGGGCCCUCGAAAGACUCAACAAGUCCUCCGUCGCCGUCGCAAAACAAACUCCCUCCACACUCGCUCCAUGAAGUGCCCGUAGGCGAGACAGCGAAGCCCCUCGAUCCUGUCGACAUCCCCAUACAGCUGUGGUAUCAUCGGCUGGGGCCCGUGUCUACAUUUUUUCAGUGGUUCCAUCGUAACCAAGUGAAGAGACCAUAUACCGUGCAACUAUGCACGACCUUAACGACCUACCUCUGCGGUGACCUACUGGCACAGGAUAUUGGAGGGGAAUUGUACAAUCCAUGGCGGACGCUGAGGAUGUUGACCAUUGGAGCCCUUGCGGCGAUACCAGGUUACAAAUGGUUCCUCUUCCUGGGUCAGAGCUUUAAUUUCCCCUCGAAAAUGGCCUCCAUCGCGACAAAGGUUGCUGUCAACCAAGUUGUCUUCACUCCUGUGUUCAACACAUACUUUUUCGGCAUGCAAGCCCUACUGACCGGCGAGCAUGCGAUGGGCAUCAUCAUGCGCAUUCAAGCUGCGGUGCCAGUCAGCAUUGUCAAUUCUCUGAAACUGUGGCCUGCGGUGACUGCCUUCUCUUUCGCCUUCGUUCCGCCCCAAUACCGGUUCAUGUUUUCCGGGAUCUUUGCCGUCGCGUGGCAGUGCUAUCUGAGUUUCCUCAAUCGUACAGAAGAGAAGAUUGAGGCGCAGAUUGAUACUCUGAGCAGGCCGGUGGUGAAGCAGGGCAUAGUGGCGAAGUAA